AUAGUAGUUUCUGAAGGGUUUCAUCUUGGAAAAACCGAAAAUUUUGUAAAAUCUCCGACAUGAAACACGUAAACAUGGUGUAGACAUAAUUUUUAUAUAGCUAAAGUGCGUUAUUCGGCGAAAAUGACACCAUAAACGCAUCGACUGCAUUCUUUAACAUGUAUUUGAUAUUUAGGUCUUGACAGCUAAUAAACCAAAUACAGAAACAAAGCGAUUAUUUUGUGUUUUGUGUAAUUUGUACAGCUUUGAUAAUUGAUAAUGUUUUCGAAGACGCAAACAAGUAAGGAUACGUUUCUGGAGCAGACCAAAGCAGCCCGAGAGGAGCGAGCGCUGGAAAAGAAGAGGGAACAGUCUGCUGUUAAAAUACAGGCUCUCGUCAGAGGAUGGCUUGCACGUCAGAGAUUCAUUGCACGAAUUUUGAAUGAAUUUGACCAAAUUCUCCCAGAAGCAGUAAUUCACAGUUCUCAAGAUGAAACGCCGCCGACUUUGGACCUGUUGCCAGCUCUGGAAGUGUACCGCGUCACAUGUAGAUUAUUUUUGAUAUUCAAACAACAACGAGACAGGAAAAGAUUUGAGAAACUCUGCAAGUACAUCGUGCAAAGUCUGCACUCUGAUUCAGUGAAGCUUUCAUAUGUUGGGGUGUUUCUAAAUAAAGAAUACAGUCUAAGAUGGAUAGCCCAUAUAAAGGAUCUUCUUUACAAAUGCUGCAUAUAUCUGGAAGAGCUGAAGCCAGAGUCUCCGCUAGACAUGCAGAGUAUACUAAUCUUCCUACACACACUUGUUGCCUUCACCGCAACAAACACUUGGGCCAUUACUCGGCUCAGAAACUUCGAGAAACUCCGUGGAGGCAUGACACAGCUGUGUGCAAAUGUUAUGGGUUCAUUGUUCCAUAAAGGAUAUUAUUUAACUUUGAAGUCACUACUUCUUCGUGGACUCUGUCGAGAAAAAGUGUCACUUAAAAAUGUUGCACUGACUGCUAUAGUGACACUGUCUUUGCGGCCACUCAUCUCAGCUCAGUUCUCGGAGAAACUGCUGACCAUGUACAUCAUCCAAAUCCUAUCAGUGCCUACACUUGUUUUCCAUAUGCAGCAGAUAUCCCCAGAGUCCAUGGCGGUAUUCCGCACGUACGGCAUGUUCGACAAGUGCGUAGAGUUCCUGAGUGCGGACCAAAACAUGCGCAUCGUGUUCAACACGCUAGAAGGCAACUACGCCUUAUGUCUGCUAGCUAACCUCGUGCAGCUGGCCCAUUGUGAGCGGGAGCACGCGUUGCCCGACACCUACUACCCUACCUUCGUGCUGGUAGUGACCCGGUUCCUCGACUCAUGCCAGCAAUACGUGGUCUGCAAGAAAGGCAACCUCAGCAACUGGCAUCCGGUAUUGGGCUGGUUCUCGCAAAGUUUCGACGCGUAUCUGCCACAAGCAAUGGGAAACUUGCGGACACAACUAUCUCUAUUGUGGGGAGCUCCGAUGCUGAAGAAGAUACUGGCGCAGCCGCUGAAGGAGAUGCUAGACGCUGGCGUAACAGGCGAGGAAGGUGCAGGUCCCUCACAACCCUCUACUCCAGUCCAGAGCAACAACCCCGCCGCCAUUAUCCGACGCGCCAUCGAGGCUAGGACUAGUUUCCAUUGUUAUAGGGCCAGUUCGAACAAGAACUACAGAAAGCUGGGGUCCCCAGACUGCACUAAAGCGGCGCUCAUCUGCUCCAUGUACCACACCGCGCUGCAGACCAUGAAGCAAGUGCGGCUCGAUAUACUCACCGGCUUAUGCAACCAAGACGAGAUACUGUACUCGUUAUGGCAGUUCCUCUGCACCCUGGGCCCUACCUGCGGGUUAAAAUCAUUCCUGGACCUCCUGGCCGUCAACACCAAGACGUCCGCGCCCGAGUUCCAGAUGCUGAUACUAUUCACAGAUUGCAUGACGCACUACGUCACGUGA
Ostrinia furnacalis (Asian corn borer) is the source of this 1935-nucleotide messenger RNA. RefSeq names its product ubiquitin-protein ligase E3B. Bases 259 to 1935 code for a protein of 558 amino acids. Gene Ontology annotation, molecular function: protein binding; ubiquitin protein ligase activity. The record is from RefSeq and is a predicted model, not a curated record. Gene Ontology annotation, biological process: protein polyubiquitination; ubiquitin-dependent protein catabolic process. Lineage: Eukaryota; Metazoa; Arthropoda; Insecta; Lepidoptera; Crambidae. The transcript has 9 exons.